Molecule: messenger RNA, 841 nt
Organism: Physella acuta
Lineage: Eukaryota; Metazoa; Mollusca; Gastropoda; Physidae
Cellular component (GO): membrane
Source: RefSeq, a predicted model, not a curated record
GGUUACUAGUCUACACAGUGUGACGGGCUGGAACCCUGUGUUUCUUACUUUGUGUCGUCUGCUGUUUCUGGUUAACAGGACAAGGAGGUGCUACACCUGUCUGCAUCCCUACCUAGUGGUCGUCUGCUACUCGGUGCCAUUGUUCCUCAUACAGGCAGUCAGUCUCACAAACGCCUUGUCCAGGACAGACCUAGCAGGCAAUCCAGUCGUCUGUUACUUGCCUCACAAGAGUAUCUGGGUUGUUACCAUGGCGAUGGUGUACGGCAUCAUCCCAACCGUCUACCUGAUCGUCUGCAACUUUUGUCUGGUCUACCUGUACCACAGGACCAAGUCUGGUCUGCUCCCGUCAAGUAAAUCUUUGAAAAUCAAGAAACAGAUCCUAGUGAUCAUGUUGUCCUCUAACUUUGGUGCCGUGUUCACGUUGCUCCCAGCGGCCAUCUUCCACACCACGGCGCCAUAUGUCCUGGAGUACCGGAGAAAGUCGGAGGUUAUGAAACUACAAAUUGUGUUCCAGAUAACGGUGUUCCUGAUCUACGCCAACAAUGCCAGCAACUUCCUCAUCUACUGCUGCUUCAGCCAGAGGUUCCGCAAGAAGACGGUCAACAUCCUCAAGUAUCUGGCCACCGUCUUCCGUCGGGAGCAGACGACAGACGAGCGCUCGCCCUCCGAUAUGACGUCAUCGCAGUUUUUUAAAGAAGAAGGCCGUACGGUGUCAGGUGCCAAUCAACAGAUGGAGGUCAAGUACAUCUGGUCCCCCAACGACGACCCACCUACAAAAACAGAACUCACCCCCUCGCCUUCACACGAAACACCGGACCAGCAGAACGAAACAUUCGUUUAA